AUGUCAGGCACUGUGCCUAACGAUAGUCAGGAUGGCUCUUACUCCAUGUACCCUCCUACAUCUCCCGCAAUGACUCCUGCCAGCAUGCAAUAUCAGAUGGGCGUUUACGGGAACCCCAACUUUGCGCAAUAUGGUUACGGAUACCCAAUGCCCAUGGACAUGUACGCUGGUCAAGGAGCUCCCUUUAUGGGCUAUGGCAUGAAUCCUGGAAUGAUGUACUACGGUGGAGGUGGAGCUGCUGCCGGCAGUGGCGGCGGGGUCUCUCCUGUAAAUGGUGGGCAGAAGCGCAAGUACUACAAUAAGCACGAAAGCGGUGGAAAAUCGGGCGAUGGCCAGUAUCAUAGUGGUAAUGGAAAGUCUGAGUCUGUGUCCAGCGCAUCCCCUGGUGCUGCGUCUGCGACCAACGGGACCAAGAGCGUUCCAAUCACCAUCAAAAACCAAUACAAAUUUGAGCUUGGGAACAGUAAUUCUGUUAGUACCGCUGGAUUGAAGCUAGAGUAUCCGUUUUACGCGAAUACGGAUGCUAAUGGGUUUCGUCAAGCUCAAGAGAAAAGAACUGAGAUCACUUUGCAAAGACUAGGCGGUUUUUUUGAAGGUCGUUUUUCUAAGCCUGAAGUCGAUACUGAUAACUCACAAGAAGUAGCUGAAGACUUCCACACAGCUCCUGCUACAGCGCCAUCUCCAGAGUCGAGUGAACCGCCGUCAGUCUUGAAGUCGCCGCCAACGUCGGAGGACCAAACUCAAGGCCAAGACGAUCAGGAGGAAGCCAUUCCCACUACGGUUGAUGUGCCAGUAAAAGCUGCUUCUGCGCGCACGAUAAAGUCCUGGUCUGCUGUGGCUUCUAGUGCGGCCGGUUCUAAUGGAAGCGGAAAGUCUUCCAGCGUUACCAGUGUUAAAAAGGACAAACGCUAUAUCCCCCCCACCGUCAAGAGCCUCGAACCCCUCGGUGUGGUUGUCCUGAGGGCGUGUUUCGACCCCGAAUACGUCAAAUAUAGUACUGAACAUUCUAAAAGCAGCGAAUUGGCGCUACAUUCGGUGAUUCCAAGAGGGAUCGUCAAUUCGGGUAAUAUAUGUUUUAUGAGCUCCAUUCUACAAACGCUGCUAUUCUGCCAACCGUUCAUCAACCUUAUGAAUUUGAUCAGCGCCAGAACCUCGGCUAAGAUGGGAGGCACCGGGUUUUUGCUUCUAGACGCAUGCCUUGAGUUAUACAGAAAAUUCGACAAGCAAGUGUUUGAGAGGGAAAAGGCUACGAGGGCCGAAAAUGGCAAUGGAGGGCCAUCUGGUGCUUUAGCAGAUGCUAUCAACCCGGAUGACUUUUACAAGACAUUGUCGAAACUGUCGAAGUUCAAAGAUCUGAGGUGGGGUCAUCAGGAAGACGCUGAAGAGUUUUUAACGCAUCUUUUGGACCAAUUGCAUGAAGAAUUUGUACACUCGAUCAAUAUUCUCUCUGAUAAUGACAUUUUGAAUCUAAUCAAGAGCAUCAAUGAUGAGGACUCAAAAUUGGUCUUUAUCAGAAACCUGGCAACGUACAAGAAUGCGGAGUUCAUUAUCAAGCCUUCGAAUGAACUCAAAGCUUUACUGGACAAGUAUGGAGCCGAUUCCGAUGAUCAAGACGAAAAUCCUGAGAAAGGAUGGCAAGAGGUGAGUAGUUCCAGUAAAAAAGGCAAAAAAACCAAGACUGCGGCUAAGAGAACGGUGAUUGUAGAACCUUCUCCUGUCUCUGUAAUCUUUGGGGGGCAAUUCCGCUCCGUCUUGGACGUUCCUCAAAACAGGCAACCGCAGUCUAUCACGCUAGAUCCUUUCCAAACCAUACAACUGGAUAUUUCGGAUCCGUCCGUGGAGGAUUUGGAGGGUGCAUUUCUCAAGUUCAGUGAGCCCGAGCAAAUACCUUUCAAGACAUCUUCAGGGAACGUGGUGGAGGCUACGAAACAAACUUUCAUCGAUAAGCUACCUCAAGUUCUCAUGAUACAGUUGAAAAGGUUUUCGUUCAUCAACAACACCGACAAAUCCACCAUUGUUAACUACAAUGCAUACAGCGGUCGCGUGGAGAAAAUUCGUAGGAAAAUUCAGUAUGGCCAUGAGCUCAACAUACCCAGUGUGUCUAUAUCCUCACUUCAUUCCGCAUUCUACAGACAAUCGGGCUCAACUUACAAGUUGACUGGGGUUGUGUACCAUCAUGGCCUGAGCCCCAGUGGUGGCCAUUACACAUGUGAUGUUCUGCAAGAACCACUCAGUAAAUGGUACAGAAUCGACGAUAUUAAUGUAAAGGAAGUGGAUCAGCAGGAAAUAUUGAAAGGAGGAGAAGAGGGCAAUGAUUCGAGGACUGCUUAUAUCCUAAUAUACCAAAAGUUGUAA
Molecule: messenger RNA, 2355 nt
Organism: Lachancea dasiensis
Lineage: Eukaryota; Fungi; Ascomycota; Saccharomycetes; Saccharomycetales; Saccharomycetaceae
Source: the annotation of a GenBank genome assembly